AUGUUUUCACUUAGUUCGCUCUCUAAUGGUGGUGGGCACUCAGAGCAGAAAGAAAGGGAGAAGAUAAGCUAUUUUGACAUACGGAUAAACUCUCCGUAUAAAGACAUAAUCCUGAUCCAAGGAUCGCCGUUGGAGUUGUCGUCUAUACCAUUAUCAGGCAACCUAGUGAUUUCAGUGAGAAGCGACAUUGUGGUAAAAAGAAUAUCACUGAGAUUAGUGGGAAGAUUCAAGUUGGAGUUCCUGCAAGUUGGGAGGUAUAAAAAAAACAGCAGUAGUUUAGCAAGUUUAGUGAAAGAGAAACGGAAAAUAUUCGAAUGCUACUGGGACAACCUGUUGGUUUCUUCAAAGGGAGAUGUUCUCGUCGGUGGGGAUGAGUCAGAAAAUCAACAUAGCAGUAACAGCGGUGGCAGCACUAGUGGCCAAGAUGUGGACACUGGUAGUAAUGCAAUGUUUUUGAGCAAGAGGUCGUUAUCGAGCCCUGUUUUCAACAAAAUCAUUCGUAGAAAAACGCAUUCCUCUCAUAGAAAAAUAUUAGAGUUGCCAGAAAACGGCGUCACAGGAACCCCUUUCGAAGGUUUGAAGGAAAACCCCCCUUGCAGAAGUAGUAGUACCAACGCUCAUAAUAAUAACGGCCAUAGUAAUAGUAGUAAAGACGGAUCCGGAGGUUCGUAUUUAUUUCUAAUGAAGAGAGGUAACUACGAACUACCGUUCAAUACAAUGCUACCUCCAGAAGUGUGCGAAACAAUCGAGGGACUACAGAGUGGAAGUAUACUGUAUUCCUUCGAGGCCAUGAUAGACGGACGCCAGCUCUGGGAUAGCGAUCUAAGCAUUCACACCUCUUCCAAUACUACAAACGGUAGCGCAAAUAUGGGCGGGAACGGCGUAAGAACGAAAAACAAAAUUAUUGUCAAGAAAUUCAAAUAUCUCAGAAUCCUACGCACACUCUCAAUGGACAAUCUUGCUAUGCAAGAAGAAAUCAGCGUGGGCAACACAUGGCGGGACAAGUUGCAAUACGAAACUUCCAUCCCCAGCAGAGCCGUUCCUAUUGGUAGCACGACUCCUGUGAAGAUCAAGAUUUUCCCCUUUGAGAAGAACAUCCGUUUGGAUAGGAUAGAGAUGGCGCUAAUCCAGUAUUACGCAAUGAAAGAUAGCAGCGCGCAAAUCUAUGAUGACGAAAUAACUGUUGCAAAAUUCACCCAUCUAGCGAAUUUCGGUCUUCUGACGGACAAACUUGACGUUGACUGUCCCUUUACAAUGCCAGAUAACCUAAAACAAAUCACACAAGACUGUUGCAUACACGAUCACCUGAUCCGUGUCAUGCACAAAUUGCAAGUACGCAUACUUUUGCAACGCCAAGUAGAUGGCGAGUACAAGAAUCUUGAAAUUAAGGCGCAACUGCCAAUGUUAUUAUUCAUUUCGCCGCAUUUGCCAAUGAAGGGCCGUCUAGUGUUAUUUGACAAGCAUGAUGGCAAGAUUCACUUCCGCCCAGGCGAACUAGUACCCCUUUUUUUAACCACUUACUCCGCUCCUGGUCUGACUCCGGGCCCUGUGCUGAACUCCACUGCAACUGGGCACUUCACGCUCCCUCAACCGCCGCCUAAUUAUCACGAGAGCACUAACGAUCACCUUAUGCCAGCGCUACAGCCGCUCGGUGCCGACUCGGCGGAGCUGACAGUGCCUUUGUACGAGCAGGCACAGGUAUCGGCGUCGUCUUAUGCGACAGGGUCCGUACCCGCUUACUGCGACGAUGACUGA
Molecule: messenger RNA, 1755 nt
Organism: Saccharomyces mikatae IFO 1815
Lineage: Eukaryota; Fungi; Ascomycota; Saccharomycetes; Saccharomycetales; Saccharomycetaceae
Gene: ART5
Product: Art5p
Exons: 1
Coding region: 1-1755 (584 amino acids)
Biological process (GO): ubiquitin-dependent endocytosis
Cellular component (GO): cytoplasm; cytosol; plasma membrane
Molecular function (GO): ubiquitin protein ligase binding; protein-macromolecule adaptor activity
Source: RefSeq, a predicted model, not a curated record